AUUAUAUUGAAGUCUUCCUCGAACAAUGCGGUUACUGGUAGUACUAGCUCUGUCGCUGGCCGUGUGUCUGGUGUGGGCGCGUCCCGAGCCGCGCCCCGACGACGACUUCGAGCAGCCGUCCGACCAAGCAGCAGAGGAGCAGCCGGAGGAGGAACAACCAGAGGAGCAACAACUAGAGGAGGAACCAGAGGAGGAACAACCGGUGGAGGAACCAGAGGAGGAGAUUGAGCAGGAUUACACCACUUGUGACAUUGUAGAGCUGACUGACGCUGAUGGCCAGUCCCUCGCCAACGCAUGCACGCUGUUUGCUGACCCGAACUAGAGCAGUCGAGCGAGUCUCUCACUCGCGGACACGACCAGCAAUGUCCUCCAGUCCUGCAGCAAGUCGAACCAUUCUGUCACAUCAAAUAUAAUGCGCCACACAGGCCACGCCAUACUUGUACUGUAAACAAUAAUAAAAGUAAUGGUUCACGUCUCA
This is a messenger RNA of Spodoptera litura, 478 nucleotides long. Lineage: Eukaryota; Metazoa; Arthropoda; Insecta; Lepidoptera; Noctuidae. The record is from RefSeq and is a predicted model, not a curated record.